Centropristis striata (black sea bass) is the source of this 4779-nucleotide messenger RNA. RefSeq names its product inositol polyphosphate-5-phosphatase D (gene inpp5d). The record is from RefSeq and is a predicted model, not a curated record. The transcript is spliced from 27 exons. Lineage: Eukaryota; Metazoa; Chordata; Actinopteri; Perciformes; Serranidae. The coding region runs from base 474 to 3770 and encodes 1098 amino acids. Gene Ontology annotation, molecular function: phosphatase activity. Gene Ontology annotation, biological process: phosphatidylinositol dephosphorylation.
AUUGUAUUUGAUACUUUAUUUGUUACUUCCCUUUUUCACUUCUUUCAACAUCAGUUUUUACAAACGGCUUAACUAUUUUCUGCAUAGUGCACAUUAACAAGUACAUAAAACUAAAGAGGAGGAUGCUGGUUAAUCAUUAAGUAAUGUGAUAAAGAGAUUUACUCAGCAAGUGAAAGUCUGUAUUUCCAUUUACAGCUCUGUGGAUCUGUCAUACAACAGGCAGAGCAGAGUUAGAGGCACAGGGCCCUCCUCUCUUAACUUCUCAAAUGAGGAAGUUCAGAAGCAAGCUAGUAGCAGCUUCCUUUUACAGCUUUCGGAGGCAGGGGAUGAACAAGUGAAAGAGAGGACUUUAAAGUACGCACCAUGAGAAGAUAAAAAAUAGCCAGAAAGAAACUCUUCAUUGGCUUUUGCUGGAAUAUAGUUUGAGUGCAGAUGCGAAACUCUUGAGCUCCGGCUCUUGGGUGAGAAACAGAAUGCCAAAUUAUCAACCUUGGUACCAUGGUACUAUAACUCGAUCCAAAGCUGAGGAUCUACUUUCCAAAGCAGCAAGAGAUGGAAGCUUCCUUAUCCGGGGCAGUGAGUCCAUACAGGGAGCAUAUGCCCUCUGUGUUCUAUACCAGAACUGUGUGUACACAUACAGAAUCCUGCCAAAUGAGGAUAAGAAGCUCUCUGUUCAGGCAUCUGAUGGAGUUCCUAUCAGGUUCUUCUCCAUGCUGCCUGAGCUGGUGGAGGCAUACUACAGCCCCAACAUGGGUCUGAUCACACAUCUGCAGUACCCUGUCCAGAGGGAGGUGGAGGUAGACGAUGAGCCAGAAUCCAAUAAUCUUCCACCGCAGCUUCCACCCAGGAACUUUGCAGCCAACGAUGUCAAAGACAGUGACCCCAAGUCUUCUGAACAGGCCUGCAAGUCCUUAUCAGACACCUACCUGAUGAGACUGCAGCAUAUGGACUUGUCCACAGUACCAGAGGAGCAUCAAAUGGCUAUCCAAGAAUACUUCAGGACGUCAAUCUGCUUAGAUGCUGAACAAGUACAGUAUGGUAACCCUAACCUCCCUGGGCUAAAGAAACUAACACUGGCAAUCUGCAAGAAUCUAAACAGUGAAAUUACCCGCAUCCUGCCGGCUCUAGAGGUCUUUCAUCGAUCGUUUGACCAACAGCUCUCACCAGGGAUUGGACAGUUUCCAAAACAUUUCUCUGGAGAUUCAGGUCAAUCUGUAACCUUAAGGCUCGAGAAACUGACAAAACUGCUCUACUCAAUAGAGGAUAAGGCUAAAAGUUCCAUGUUUGAGUCUGUUGGACAGGAAGGAGGUCACAGGAAAUCUCUCAUACCACUGGUUACAUUCGAGGUCAAGCAAGAAUCUCUGGGUAUUUCCACAAAGAUGUUCCUGAAAGUAGAUGUUGAAAGUGGGAAACUCUAUCUAAAGAAGUCGAGGGACGGGCCAGAAGACAAAUUCUUUGUCCACAACAAAAUCCUGCAGUUGGUGAAAUCCCAGAAAAUGCACGCCAAACUUAACAUCGUGGCAGAGACGGAGAAAGAAAAGAUUCUACGUAAAGAGUUUGUGUUUGAAGACACGAAGAAAAGGGAAGGGUUUUGCCAACUACUUCAACAAAUGAAGAACAAACACUCUGAGAAGCCUGAACCAGACAUGAUCACAGUGUUUGUUGGCACCUGGAACAUGGGAAAUGCUGGCCCUCCCCACAAAAUCGACUCCUGGUUUCAGUGUAAGGGCCAAGGCAAGACACAAGACGACACCGCCGACCACAUCCCUCAUGAUUUUUAUGUCAUCGGGACUCAGGAGGAUCCUCUGGGUGAGAGGGAGUGGGCCGACACGGUGAAAGGAGUCCUGAGGAAAAUCACAAACAUCAGCUUUAAACAAGUGGCAAUCCACACUCUGUGGAACAUUCGGAUCGUGGUCCUCGCCAAGCCUGAGCACGAAAACCGGAUCUCCCACGUUUUUUCAGACAGUGUGAAAACAGGGAUCGCAAACACUUUGGGAAACAAGGGAGCAGUGGGAGUGUCCUUCAUGUUCAACGGUACAUCGUUUGGCUUUGUCAACAGUCACCUGACCUCUGGAAGUGAGAAGAAGCUCAGACGCAAUCAAAACUACAUCAACAUCCUACGAUUUCUGAAUCUGGGAGAUAAGAAGCUCAAUCCGUUUGACAUCACACAUCAGUUCACUCACCUCUUCUGGCUCGGUGAUUUGAACUACCGUGUUGAAUUUCCAUCCACUGAAGCUGAGUACAUUGUGACAAAGAUCAAACAGCAGCAGUACCAGGAACUCCUCUGUAAAGACCAGCUCAACAUGGAGAGGAAUGAAGGAAAGGUCUUCUUGCAUUUCGAUGAAGAGGAAAUCACGUUUGCACCCACAUAUCGAUUUGAAAGAGACACGCGAGAGAAGUAUGCCUACACAAAGGCCAAAGCCACUGGGACAAAAUACAAUUUGCCAUCAUGGUGUGAUCGUGUCCUGCGGAAGUCAUACCCUCUGGUUCAUGUUGUCUGCCAAGCAUAUGGGUGCACUAAUGACAUCAUGACAAGUGACCACUCACCAUUAUUCGCUUCAUUUGAAGUCGGCGUAGCAGUAGUCCAGUUUGUCUCCAAGCAAGACCCAAACAGUGCACCUCAAGGUGGGAUACAGAUCAUGAACUGUGUGGCCACCUUGUCGACAAAAUCAAAGACCAAAUUCUUCAUCGAGUACCAUUCCAGCUGCUUGGAGAAAACAGUCAAGACUUUAGAGGGAGAGAACACGGAGCAAACCAAUGGGUCCAUAAAAGUUUGGUUUGGCAACCAAGUCGAGCUCACCCCUAUCAUCUCUGACCCGGAGUACCUUUUGGACCAGCACAUCCUCAUCUGUGUGAAGUCGACAGACUGCGACGAGUCCUACGGGGAGGGUUGUAUUGCGCUGCGAGCUGCCCAGUUCUGCUACACAGAGUUUCAGAUCACACUUACUCACCACGGAGAGAAGACGGGAACUUUGACAGGUGGCAUCCAGAUAAAGACCUCUGAGGGAAAGCCCACUGAGAAGUUAUACGAUUUCAUCAAAGUCGAAAGGGAUGACACUGUCACUUCAAAAGGCAAAGGCGGCGACGCAAACAAGUGUUCCCUCACCCAAACACUUGAUAUUUCUAACCCCAGUUACAUGGGAGUGUCCUUCAGAAGUGGCAAUGUGAUAGAUAAAGGCUGGAGUUACAGCAUGCCGCCAAAAAAUCUUCCAAUCGCUGGACAAGGGGGUAAAGACAAGAAAGGUUAUGACGUGGGAACACGCAGUCCCACAGCAAAACCUUUGAAUCCUACGGGUGAGGAUGAAAAGGGGUCAGAGAUGUUUGACAAUCCAUUAUACGGUGCAAUGGGGAAAUCACGGGGCAAGGACCAAGAACAUCAGCAGAAGGACCACCUCACACCUCCAGAUCCCUUCUUUGCAAUCUCCAAACCAGCAGACGGAGACCUUGAUCGUCCCCCGCUGCCCACCCCACGCAACCGCUCCUUCACCUGCUCAGAGACCAGACCUCAGCCUCCAGCACCCAUCACCUCGUAUCCCUCCACACACAAGAAGCCAGUAGUGCCCUCACGCUCCGAAGGAGGGAUGGCACCCAACCGGCCUCCUUUACCUUCCAAGUCCCGGCCAGGCGUGCCGGAGCCCCAGAAUCCAAGAGACUACAGAGACAACUCUGAACUCCCCAACAAACACAGACCGCCAGCAAGACCUGUCCAGGCACAGGCUCACAAAGAUCCACAUCCUGAAGUUCCCAAGAUUGGCCGUUCUGUGAAGUGAGACCAGGCUGCAGCGAUGAUCAGCAAAACUGUACAGCUUCCUGCUCUGCAUUAUUGUAAACAUAAAAUCCACAGAGAAAAGGCUCCAGCCAGUCACUCCCUCCUACAUAUGUAUCACUUAUGAGUGAUUUUGCAAUAUUAAUGAAGGAAUUGUUCAACAUUAUACUAUUUGUCCUUAUUAUACAUUAUUGUUUCACUAUAUACUGGCUGUUUGCUAAAUAUGAUGCUACAGACACUUAGCUUAGCAUCAAUACUGGAAACAGGGCUACUGUUGCAAGGUGCAAAAAUGGAUGUCUUUAAAUAGCCCACAACCAAAUGCUGAACCAGACAUUUUAGGCGAUUGAAAUGUUACUUUUGUUACUAUGUUGAAUUAACUUUCAUGAACUGAAAACACACAGUGAAAGGGUCAAAGUUCUGGGAGGAAAAAAGCCACACAGAAUGAAACGAUCAGGACCAUUAAUUCGAAAACUAUUUACUGAGGUAAUAAAUCAAGUGAGAAGUAGCCUAAUUUUCUCAUAGACUUCUAUACAAUCUGACCAGCAUCCAGUGGAGUCGCCCCCUGCUGGCCAUGAGAAAGAAUGCAGGUUUAAGACACUUCAGACUAAGGUUGAAACUUACUCUGUGCAAAAUGCGUUAAUCAUCACUUUUAAAUGCAAAACUUAAUGCAAAGCUAACUGUCUCCUGUCUUUAGUUUCAUAUUUCACAUUCUAACAUGAGCAUGAUAUCAAGGUUCUCACCUAAUUCUUGCCAAGAAAGCCAAAAAAGCGCAUUUUCCAAAAUGUUAGACUUUUCCUUCAGUGAUUUAAACAUUAGCGCAACAUUUUCAGACUUCAUUUCUGCUGAGCUCACAUUAAAAAGUAAAUUUGAAAUUAAACUCUGCUUAUAAAUGUUUCUGUUACACUUCAUGCUGAGUUUUACACUAUACAGUAGCUACCCGAUGUUUACCGCACAGUAUUAUCUUGCACAAACAUGUUUGCCAUGAGAAUGUACAAUAAAUGCUCAAAUAAAUU